Molecule: messenger RNA, 1127 nt
Organism: Drosophila navojoa
Lineage: Eukaryota; Metazoa; Arthropoda; Insecta; Diptera; Drosophilidae
Gene: Bgb
Product: core-binding factor subunit big brother
Biological process (GO): regulation of transcription by RNA polymerase II
Cellular component (GO): nucleus; core-binding factor complex
Molecular function (GO): transcription coactivator activity; sequence-specific DNA binding
Source: RefSeq, a predicted model, not a curated record
GUAUAACAAAACCGCAAAAUAAUUUCUGUUGUAUGCGUUGUGUUGUUGACUGCAGCAAAUUGAAACAAUUUAUAAAUAAUCAAGCCAAAGCAUCUGAUUAACAAACAAAUACUUUUAAUCAAAACGUUCAUUGUGCAAGAAAACAUUUCAAAAUGAUGAAUGAGGCUGCUGCACUGGCCAAUAUGAUACCCUACGACACAAUUGGACUCUACGAACAGCCCAAGCCCCGUUUCAUCUUUAAGAUGCCACGGGUGGUGCCCGACCAGAAGUCUAAGUUCGAAAGUGAUGAACUCUUUCGGCGUCUGAGUCGCGAGAGCGAAAUCCGUUAUACAGGCUAUCGGGAGCGCAGUAUUGAGGAGCGUCAGGUGCGCUUCAUGAACGGUUGCCGCGAGGGACACACCGAGAUAAGUUUCGUAGCAUCUGGCACCAAUUUGCAGCUGGUGUUCAAUGCCAAUCAGAACCCCUACCUGCACGACAAGGAGUGCGACUUUGACAAGGAACACGGCAAGGUGCACAUCAAAUCCUAUUUCAUAAUGAACGGUGUCUGUGUACGGUUCCGCGGCUGGCUGGAUCUGGAGCGUCUCGAUGGUGUUGGCUGCCUGGAGUAUGACGAACGACGUGCGAUGCACGAGGAUGCGAUAUUGCGUGACCAAAUUGAUCGCUACAAUCAACGGCUUCGUGAAUUCGAAGAUACUAAGCGCGCCUAUCGCGACAAUCGCCAGGAUGAGAUGGAGGCAGUACGUCGGGGCGUUGCCUCCGGCGGCAUUGGAGUAGGGGCCAGUAUGUGGCGCCGUUAGUUGGACUUUUGGACGGCAACAACGCCGUCACAGCAGCAGCAGCUGCAGCAGCAAUCACAGCAGUUGCCGUUGCAGCAGCAGCAGCAACAGCAGAAUGAGACUCAAUACCCAAAUACUCAAUACUUUAUGGAAAACUGAACAGAUGAACAAAUGCUCUAAUCCAAACUUGCCACCAAAUGCGAGAUUUGAAUACGAAUACGGAUACGGACACGGACACGGAUUCGCUUACGUUUAGAUUCGCUCGAAUAAAAUGCUCGUAGACUUAGUUUUAGCUUUUAGUAAACUACUUAACGUAUUCUUGUAUGGUAUUAAAGAUAACAUAUUAAUGUA